Camelus dromedarius (Arabian camel) is the source of this 798-nucleotide messenger RNA. RefSeq names its product required for excision 1-B domain containing (gene REX1BD). The record is from RefSeq and is a predicted model, not a curated record. NCBI's taxonomy places the organism in Eukaryota, Metazoa, Chordata, Mammalia, Artiodactyla, Camelidae. The coding region runs from base 158 to 640 and encodes 160 amino acids. The transcript has 5 exons.
CCUGGCGCACCGGAGUAACCUGCUCCCGGGUUGGGCCAGAGCUGCGCAAUCAUGAUCACCGCCGAGGCCGUGGCUGAGUCCGCUGUCUCCGUAGCGCCGGGUGCUGAGGCCGCCACUGGAGUCCCGGAGCGCGAGGAGCCGGUGUGGCCCUGGAAAGAUGCCCCGAUCCGGGCGCUGGUGCAGCGAAUCCACCAGUUGCAGGCUGAGCGCGCGCAGGCCUUCCGCCGGCUGGAGGAGGCCUGAGAGCCAGGGCCGUAGCCUCAGGACCCCCAUCUGCCGCAGAGGCCACAGCCAGUACCUGAGCAGCGGCCCGCCUUACGACUUCCCGCGCUACCGGAGCACGGUACACGAGGUGACCCAGAUCUUCGCCGCCGCCUCGCGGGAGGUGCUGGCGGUGGAGGCCGAGCUGGCUGGACCCCGAGCGCAGCCGCUGCUCGCGAGCCACGUGCGCAGCCUGCAGCAGCUGGAAGAGACGCGCCUGGCCACGGUGGCCCUGCUGCAGCUGAUGGGGGCACCAGAGCUGACUGGGCAGGAGGACACCGUGCAGAUGCACCAACUGAAGAUGAAGGUAAUUAAAACCAUGGAAGCGAUCAGCGAGGUUCUCCAGGACCUCAGGUUUGAUGCGGAGUCUGCCGAGUGAUGGUGGCUCCCCAGGGAUGAGCCGAAGGAGAUGGGAAAUGGAACAGACGGCAUCCGGCCCAGCCCUGACCACCAGCUGGCUGGGGUCUCGCCCCACUGGGCUACUGAUCCUCUUCAAGUUCACCUCACCUCUCACAAUAAAAAACCUAAAGAACCUUU